Messenger RNA from Metopolophium dirhodum (rose-grain aphid), 396 nucleotides. RefSeq lists its product as uncharacterized. The transcript is spliced from 3 exons. The coding region runs from base 1 to 396 and encodes 131 amino acids. NCBI's taxonomy places the organism in Eukaryota, Metazoa, Arthropoda, Insecta, Hemiptera, Aphididae. The record is from RefSeq and is a predicted model, not a curated record.
AUGACUGAAAACGAAGAUCAAAAUCAAACAACACGAUUCAUUGACGAUUACAUAUCGUUUCCGAUACUAUGGGAUGCAAACCACAAAGACUACACAAACAAGAUUAAAAGAAACGAUGCCAUUGUCUCGAUAGGCACAAAAUUUAACAUGGACGCGGCGGCAGUAAAAUCUAAAAUAAAGAGCUUGCGAUCGUACUAUUCUAAAGAACGACAAAAAGUACUUAAGAAAAAAUCUGGUUCUGCCACGGAAGAAAAUUAUUCUUCCUCAUGGUUUGCGUAUAAAUCGCUACUUUUCAUUUCUGAUUCAACUACACCAAGGGAAACAAGGGAUAGCGAAGAACAUGAUAACCCGACAAGCGUUAACAAUAAUGAAAACGAAAAUUUUCCACAAAUUUAG